AUGAGUAAUUCAGAAAGAAAUGAUUAUGGAUCGAUAAAUAUACAAGUACCCACUUUUGUGCCAUUACCAAUAGAAACUAUUUUAAUACCUCCUCCUUCUUCAUCUUCUUUUGUUACUGUUACUACUACUACUAUUAAUCCUCCAAUAACAACUACUACUACUGAGGGUAACGAUCCUUCUUCUUCUACUAAUAUUAUUACUACUACGACUACAAAUGGUAGGCAGAGUACCAUUACUACUACUAUUAAUACUAAUACUAUUACUACUACUACUACUAUUAUUAUUAUUACUACUGCUACUACUAGUAGUAGUAGUAGCUCAAUGAUAAUUACGCCUACUAAGCAUAGUAGUAGUAAAAAGCCUAUUUCUACUACGUCAACUAGCUAUACUACACCCCCUCCAGAUAGGACUACGAAUGGUCCUACAUCAAUUGUAAGGACUACACCCAUUGUUCGAAAUCCUAGUAGUCGGACUACUACUACUACUACUACCACCCUACCAUCAUCCUCUAUCACAAGGACUAAGAAUAUCAUUACAUCGACUCCCGUUCCUAUAGUAACCGUUACAUCCUCAGGAACAUUUAUUUAUACAUAUACUUCAACAUCCUAUCGCAGUUAUGAAACUGAAAUUAUUACAACAGAUCCAAUAGAUGAUAACAACAACAAAAAUGAAGGUGCCAUUGUAGGCGGUGCUGUAGGAGGUGUAACAUUUAUUGUUCUUAUAGGUUUUAUUGUGGUUGUACUAACUAAGCGUCGUCGUAAGACAAGUAAACACAACACUAGUAACACAGCAUCAAUGGACGACGAUGAAGGACUAGACCAAAAUGCUUUUAUUAUGGAUUAUAAUAAUAAUACAGCAAAUCAUCAUCCAUAUAGCAGUCACUCUCAUACCUUUGUUUCCAACACGAAUGGAUCGAUGAGCACCAAUAGUGUCAUCGCCCAUAAAGCAAAGCCUAGACCGUUUAUUCAGGCUUAUAAUCCUAGUACAGAUGAACAUUAUGAUGAUAUAUCAGCACAUCAUCAUCAACAACAACAACAACAAGAGUCUUAUUAUAAUAAUAAUAAUAAUACAGGUUAUUCAUAUGAUGUUUAUUAUCAGCAACAAGAACCUAUGAUACACAUUUCAAAUUCUACAAAUAGCAUGGGUCGAAAUGUGCCAGAUGAAAAUGAUUAUCAUAAAUAUGAAAGAACCCUUAAUAGGAAGAUUUCAAGACAUGUGCCUGAUGAAGUGACUAAGCAGUCUACUACAUCUAAUAAUAAUUUAAUUUAUCAUAAAUAA
This is a messenger RNA of Cokeromyces recurvatus, 1278 nucleotides long. RefSeq lists its product as uncharacterized. NCBI's taxonomy places the organism in Eukaryota, Fungi, Mucoromycota, Mucoromycetes, Mucorales, Mucoraceae. The transcript has 3 exons. The record is from RefSeq and is a predicted model, not a curated record. The coding region runs from base 1 to 1278 and encodes 425 amino acids.